Molecule: messenger RNA, 527 nt
Organism: Morus notabilis
Lineage: Eukaryota; Viridiplantae; Streptophyta; Magnoliopsida; Rosales; Moraceae
Product: protein SPIRAL1-like 5
Exons: 2
Coding region: 149-472 (107 amino acids)
Biological process (GO): cortical microtubule organization
Cellular component (GO): cortical microtubule, transverse to long axis
Source: RefSeq, a predicted model, not a curated record
AGCACAAAAUACAUGACAUAUAUAGCCAUAUUAGGGUUAUCUUUUUUUCGUCUCCUUAACCUAGUUACUUUCCAAUCAGUUGAAUAAUUGAUAGAUCAUAUCAUAAUUAAUCCAUCUCGGUCGAUCUUGAAUUAAUAAAGUCUUAGCCAUGAGUAGAGGUGGAAGCUAUGGCGGCGGACAGAGUUCCUUGGGCUACCUUUUUGGAUCGGAGGAGCAGCCCAGUCCUCCGCCGCCACGCCGACCAGUUGAGCCGCCUUACGGCGUUGAUACUGGCAGCGGCAGCUUCGAGAAGCCUCCGGUCCAUACUAAAACUCGUACGGUAGAUCCUUCCGAAAGGCAAAAGAAUUCCAACAACUAUCACCGAGCUGAAGGACAAAAUUUGGGCAACUUUGUAACUGAUCGUCCUUCAACAAAAGUGAAAUCGGUUCCUGGAGGAGAUUCGUCUCUUGGGUACUUGUUUGGAGAUAAGUGAUGAUGUUUUACCUUAAUUAAUUUCCAAUUUCUCUAACUAGAUCUAUUUUCAUCGU